Molecule: messenger RNA, 9029 nt
Organism: Anguilla rostrata (American eel)
Lineage: Eukaryota; Metazoa; Chordata; Actinopteri; Anguilliformes; Anguillidae
Gene: adgrl1a
Product: adhesion G protein-coupled receptor L1a
Exons: 25
Coding region: 2062-6534 (1490 amino acids)
Biological process (GO): adenylate cyclase-activating G protein-coupled receptor signaling pathway; cell surface receptor signaling pathway; heterophilic cell-cell adhesion
Cellular component (GO): axon; plasma membrane; presynaptic membrane
Molecular function (GO): latrotoxin receptor activity; G protein-coupled receptor activity; carbohydrate binding
Source: RefSeq, a predicted model, not a curated record
AGGGAGAGAGGGUGGGGAUUUAGUACAAGCAAGAAUACUCGGCAUCAGGGGCAGACGGAUACGUUUUGGUUGAUUUCGCGUCUGCAAUAUUUGCAGCACUGCGGUGUGGCAUCACACAAAGAAUUAAGGUAGAAGAGCGGACAUAAGAGACCUAGGUAAAUAACUAUCGCCAAACAUUUUUUUAAAAUCUGCGACAUUCGAGACACAGGUAUUAAUGGCGGUCGGGGGCAGAACGAGAGUAUUGCCGCCCCUCCCACCACCUUAAUAAUAUCAGCUUCUCUCAUCUGGAAUCGACGCUGGUGAUUUCUGACAACGUACAGCGGUAUCUAUAAGAAAAAAACAUCUGCGCGCCUGUUAGUGAAUGUUUUACUCGGGAUAUUCGAAGACUUUUAUCAUGUCACAGUGCUCCCCAUUUUCUUCGUCUCUGGUUGCACUGCGCUUGAAAUGAAAUGAAAAAUAGAAAAUAAUUAAUUAAUCUAAAACGUCGAGAAGAUCGGAUUAAAUAGAAACAGGAAGGCUGUUUUUUUUUUUUUUUGCGUGUGCUCACGAGUUGUCAACCGGGACGGAUUCGGCUUGGGAAUGUAAUUAUCACACCCCAGCGCCACACGUGAAAUAGACUGUUCUCAGAACGAAUCUUUUUUUAUAUCCACCUUCAUGCGAAUGCUGAAUGCCGAAUAAAGAAGCGCCCUUCGGACGGCUAGCAAACCGCUGUAGCCUACAGAUGCCUGCCUCGUCUGCCAUUGAGAAUCGUGCACACACAGUAUUAGACACUCCAGGACAACUGUCGCACACAAGGAGAGCUUAUUCUUUAUUUCUGAUUGAUUUCUCCCAUUAAACAUUUAAAUAAAUAUAUACAUUUAUAUCUUUCAUUUCAUUCUUUUCGGUUUAAUUCGGAACUGGAAUCAUGCUGGAUAUGAAGAAACGUCGCACAGAGAAUAUAACAUUAUGCCUUUUGUGUCGCUUUAACUCAAAAUAUUGACCAAUAAUCAAGCUAUCCACCAGUCAGUCAAUCGGUCAAUAAACAAUGACCGGUUCUGGUUACUGCCGAGGAAGACAGAACCGACUGUGGACUUGAAGAAUUAGUUCGUGUGCAUAUUAAUAUUUUGUUAAUUAUUCAAAAUAGGGCACAUUUAUGCGAACAUUCGUAUUUGAUUGUGCUUUUCAUUUAUUGAUUGUUGCUGCUGAACAAAGAUUGUAGUGUUUCAGGGAUGUAAACGGAUUUCAGAAGGAAAACCUUUUUUUUGGGGGGAGAAAAUCGACACUUCGACAUACUGACGGAGAAGGAGACGGAACGACCGAUCCUUUCAUAGCGCGAGGACAUGCGUCGGAAAGCAAACCUCUAAUAUUUCAGCUGCUCUGAAAAGAAGAAAAAAAAAACAUUUGCAUAAAAGCAUAAGCAAUCGAGUUGCGAUUGUUAAUAAUGGUAUUCUUAGAUGUACCCGGAAACUCAGCCUUGUGUUUUAACGAACAUUUUUAUUUGUUUAUCAACAUAAUUUCGGGGGACUCUGAGCGAUCUGACUAUGGGAAGCACUCUUCAGGACAUUGUUGAAUCGAACCUGUGAAACGGACUGCGGAAGAAAUAUUUUCUCAAGCCAUUAUUAAUUUAUUAUGAUGAUGGUAUAGAGCCAUUACUAUCGCGCGUCUUAAAGGAAAGCCCGUUAUCCUAAAAACAAGCGAUGUCGCAUGUUUUAUUAUUUUGUGUAUUUGUCUCUGGCGUAUUGAUGUGAGAGUUACCCUGCUAUGAGGGAAAUUUCGCCUUCGUUCUGGUCGUUUUUGACUGGGCGGAUUUUUCUCGCUUCACGCGCACGGGCUCGCGGGUCUGCCUGGAAGAUAUCAUCUUAUUAAUUUUUAAUCUUUAUGCAUCCGCGCAAAGAAGGAGCAAACAACGGAUAACCAGAGAGGGAGAGAGAAACGGGAAGAACGCGGGAAUGAAUGAGAGCCACUGAGCAGCGGAGGCCGGAGAUUGGAGGAAGCAAGGCACUCACUCGGAGAGAGGGCCCCGCCCCGCCCCACCCUGCCCCGCCCGCUGACCGCGCCUAAAACCUCCACCUCGCAUCGAGCAUGGCGCUGCCGCUGUGGAUCCUGUGGACCUGCGCUGUCACUCUCAGCAACAUCGCCCCCUCUGCUCAAGCUUUGAGUCGGUCAGCGAUGCCGUUCGGCCUCAUGAGACGGGAGCUGGCUUGCGAGGGCUACCCCAUCGAGCUGCGCUGCCCCGGCAGCGAUGUCAUCAUGAUCGAGACGGCCAACUACGGCCGCACCGACGACAAGAUCUGCGACGCCGACCCCUUCCAGAUGGAGAACGUGCAGUGCUACCUGCCCGACGCCUUCAAAAUCAUGUCCCAGAGGUGCAAUAAUCGCACGCAGUGUGUGGUGGUAGCGGGGUCCGACGUGUUCCCUGACCCCUGCCCUGGGACCUACAAGUACCUGGAGAUCCAGUAUGAGUGUGUCCCCUACAUCUUUGUUUGUCCUGGGACUCUCCUGCGGGUCCAGGCCGCCAGCUCUGUGCAGGAGGCGGAGCACCAGUCGGGGGCGUGGUGCAAGGACCCCCUGCAGUCGGGGGACCGGCUGUACGUCAUGCCCUGGACCCCCUACCGCACGGACAUGCUGUACGAGUACGCCUCCUGGGAGGAGUUCCGCCAGAACCGCGCCACCACCACCUACAAGCUGCCGAACCGGGUGGACGGCACGGGCUUCGUGGUCUACGACGGCGCCGUGUUCUACAACAAGGAGCGCACGCGCAACAUCGUCAAGUACGACCUGCGCACGCGCAUCAAGAGCGGCGAGGCCAUCAUCGCCAACGCCAACUACCACGACACCUCGCCCUACCGCUGGGGCGGCAAGUCCGACAUCGACCUGGCGGUGGACGAGAACGGCCUGUGGGUCAUCUACGCCACCGAGUCCAACAACGGCAGGCUCGUGGUCAGCCAGGUGAACCCCUACACCCUGCGCUUCGAGGGAACGUGGGAGACCGCCUUCGACAAGCGCCUGGCGUCCAACGCCUUCAUGGCGUGCGGGGUGCUGUACGCGGUGCGCUCGGUGUACCAGGACGACGACAGCGAGGCCGGCGGGGACCUGGUGCUGUACGCCUACAACACCAACCGCAACCGCGAGGAACCCGUGCACAUCGCCUUCCCCAACCCCUACCAGUACGUCUCCUCCAUCGACUACAACCCCCGGGACAACCAGCUCUACGUCUGGAACAACUACAACGUGCUGCGCUACCCACUGGAGUUCGGGCCCCCGGACCCGACGACAGAGCCCCUCACUACGACGCAGGUGUCCAGCACCACGCCCGUCCGGAUUUUCACCCCCACCGUUCCCCGGAGCUCCAGCCCCUCCACGCCCCGCCCGCUGCCCCCCACCUCUCACCCAAUCGGGGCCAUCAACAAGGGCCCGGACCUGCGUCCCAUCACCGCCACCGUCCCCGUGACCCGACGCCCGCCCCGCCCGCCGCAGGGCCCCGAGCAGCACAUGUGUGAGAGCAGGGUGGCUCGGGGGGUGCAGUGGCCCCCCACCCAGAGGGGCGAGACCGUGGACCGACCAUGCCCCAAAGGGUCUCUGGGCAUCGCCUCCUUCCAGUGCCUCACCAACCCAGUGAUGUGGAAUCCUCGCGGCCCUGACCUCAGCAACUGCACCUCCCCCUGGGUCAACCAGGUGGCCCAGAAGAUUAAGAGUGGGGAGAAUGCGGCGAACAUCGCGGGCGAGCUGGUGAACCACACGCGGGGGCGGAUCCACGCCGGUGAUGUCAGCUCCUCAGUGCGCCUCAUGGAGCAGCUGCUGGACAUCCUGGACGCCCAGCUGCAGGCCCUGCGUCCCGGCAACAAGGAGUCCGCCGCCCGCAACUACAAUAAGGUGCAGGACCCCAUACUGUCUUCUCUCUUUCACACAAACCCUGUCUUCUCUUACAUCCGGGCGGUGGUGCAGACAGUAGAUAAUCUCCUGCGGCUGGAGGCUCUGGAGUCUUGGCAGGACAUGAAUGGCACAGAGCAGGCCCACACCGCCACCAUGCUGCUGGACGUCAUGGAGAAGGGCGCCUUCCUGCUGGCCAACAACCUGUAUGACAACCGCUUCACCGACCGAGCCGACAACAUCGAUCUGGAGGUGUACGUGCUGAACACAGAGAUGGACCUGCAGGACCUGUCUUUCCCCCAGUCCUACCCCAGCGACAGCACCAUCCAGCUCUCCGCCUCCACGGUCAAGCAGUACAGCCGGAACGGUCAAGUGAAGGUGGUCUUUGUCCUCUACAAGAACCUCGGCUCCUUCCUGUCCACGGAGAAUGCCACGGUCAAAAUGGAGGUGGAGCCGGGCUCGGGGGGGCGUGGCCUCGCUGUCAACUCCCACGUCAUCGCCGCCUCCAUCAACAAGGAGUCGAGCCGCGUGUUUCUGACCGAGCCUGUGGUCUUCACCCUGAGGCACCUGCAGCUGGAGAACCACUUCAGCCCAAACUGCUCCUUCUGGAACUACUCUGAGCGCUCCAUGACGGGACAGUGGUCCUCCCAGGGCUGCCGGCUCCUGGAAACCAACCACACCCACACCACCUGCUCCUGCAGCCACCUCACCAACUUCGCUGUGCUGAUGGCCCACCACGAGCCUGCAUACCCUGGUCGGAUGCACGAGCUGAUCCUGUUCGUGAUCACCUGGGUGGGGAUCGUCAUCUCCCUGGUCUGCCUGGCCAUCUGCAUCUCCACCUUCUGCUUCCUGCGGGGCCUCCAGACGGACCGCAACACCAUCCACAAGAACCUCUGCAUCAACCUCUUCAUCGCCGAGCUGCUCUUCCUCAUCGGCAUCGACAAGACGCAGUACCACAUUGCGUGUCCGAUCUUUGCCGGCCUCCUUCACUUCUUCUUCCUGGCGGCCUUCUCCUGGAUGUGUCUGGAGGGGGUGCAGCUGUACCUGAUGCUGGUGGAGGUGUUUGAGAGCGAGUAUUCCCGGAAGAAGUACUACUACCUGUGCGGGUACUGCUUCCCUGCGCUGGUGGUGGGCAUCUCCGCCGCCAUCGACUACCGCAGCUACGGCACCAAGAAAGCGUGCUGGCUGCGUGUGGAUAACUACUUCAUCUGGAGCUUCAUUGGCCCAGUCUCCUUCGUCAUCAUGCUCAACCUGGUGUUCCUCAUGAUCACCCUGCACAAGAUGAUCCGCAACUCCUCCGCCCUGAAACCAGACUCCAGUCGCCUUGACAACAUCAAGUCCUGGGCACUGGGGGCCAUCACCCUGCUCUUCCUCCUCGGCCUGACCUGGGCCUUUGGCCUCCUCUUCAUCAACGAGAACACGGUCAUCAUGGCGUACCUCUUCACUACCUUCAACGCCUUCCAGGGCAUGUUCAUCUUCAUCUUCCACUGCGCGCUGCAGAAGAAGGUUCAUAAGGAGUACCGGCGUGACCCUGUUUCUGAUUGGUUCCAGAGCCGUAUUCGCAGGAUGUGGAAUGAUACUGUGCGCAAGCAGACCGAGUCUUCCUUCAUGGCCGGGGACAUGAACAACACCCCCACACUAAAUCGCGCCACCAUGGGGAACCACCUCUUGACCAAUCCAGUCCUGCAGACCCGCUCCGGCACUUCGCCCUACAACACCCUGCUGGCCGAAACCUUCAAUCCCCCCUCCCCCGGCGUCUUCAACUCCACCGGGACCUUCCGAGACCCAAAGAGCACUCUCUCUAAGGCCAGGGACGCGUGUGGGAUGGAGACCCUCCCCCUGAACGGAAACUUCAACAACAGCUACUCCCUGCGCAGUGUGGGCGGCACCGUGGGCGGGGCCUGCGACUUCCUCGGGGGCGGAGUCGGGGGAACGGACAGCCCCCCUCCCCUGCUGAACCCCCGGGGGGCGGAGACCCUGGGCGGGGGCGGGGUCCGGCGGAACCUCUCGGACGCGGCGGCCUUCGAGAAGAUGAUCAUCUCCGAGCUGGUGCACAACAACCUGCGCGGGGGCGGGGGCGGGGGCGGGCCCGGGGGCGGAGCCGAGCGGGCGGGCAGCCUGGCGAGGCGGGGCCGGGCCGCGGCGGCCGGGCUGCGGGGCGGGGGCGACCCGGGCGCGGACGAGGACGAGGAUUUCCUGGCGGGCGAGCCCCGCCCCGCGGGGCAGGACGUGGAGAUGCUGUACAAGGCCCUGGAGCAGCCGCUCCUGCUGCAGCGCGCGCAGUCCGUCCUGUACCACAGCGACCCCGACGAGUCCGAGAGCUACACCCCCGACCUCACCGAGAGCCUGGAGGCCGGGGGCGGGGCCGGGGGCGGCGCCGGGGGCGGGGGCUCCGGCUCGCCCGCGCGCGACUCCCUCUACACCAGCGUGACCAACCUGCGGGACUCGCCGUACCCCGACAGCAGCCCCGAGCCCCUGGAGGUGGUGCCCCGCUCCGCCCAGCCCCCCGAGGAGCUGUACUACAGCUCGGGCCGUCCCGCGCUGGGCUCCCGCGGCGCCCCCAUGCAGACCUUCUACCAGGCCCCCGCCAGGCGUCCCAGCGGCGAGGGCUACCUGGGCCAGGGCGGGGCCGAGCCGCCGCUCAACGAGGGAGAUGGACAGAUGCAGCUGGUCACCAGCCUGUGACUAGGACGCUGGUGACCAUGGCGACAAGGCUUAGGGUGAGGAUGACCUCGUGUUCGGCCAGCACACCCCCCCCCCCCCAUAUCCCACCCCACCCUCCCUCGUCCUUACUCUUCCCCCUUCGAUUUUGUUUUUGUGUCUGGUUUUUAUCUGAAAGAGGGGCGAACUGACCGGCAGUUGCUCAGAAUGUUCUUUUUCUCCGUCUCCAUGGUAGCAGAUUACUCUGUAUUUCUCCAUCACUGAACGGGUAUUUCUCCUGCACCCAUCUCUUCCUGUUCCAGCCUGCCUCUCCCUGCCCCCCCCCUACACACACACACCCUCCCUCCUCCACUCAUUUUAUUUACCUUCUCCUCCUCCACUCGUCCCGAUUCUUCCAUUCAGCCUCACUCACAGUUCAUCCCUCUUUUAUUUUCUUUCUGUGUUCCAUUCCUCCUUGCGUGUUGUUCCGAGGUCGACAGAGGCGUGCUGGUUUAUGGUAGGACAGCUCCCCCUGCCCCCCCGCCCCGCCCGCCCCGCCCCGCCCUGCCCCGCCCCGCCCCGCCCUGCCCCCUCCCACCUCUCAUCAGCUCGACAGUUUUGCCAAAAAGAAAAUCCUGCUCAGUCCAGCGCAAGGACCCACAGGGACGGCCAUGGGAGAGACCAGACAAAACGUGUUCCAUAUCAGAACCAGACAAACAUCGCGACACACGCGCCGCGAAAAAACACACGCGAGCAGACGAAACACGGGAAGGACUCGACGUGCCUGUCGGCAUGGGGACGGGGCAGCGGGGUCCUUUUUUUCCGAAGCCCGCUUUCAUGUACAGAACACUGAGGGUCCCGCCUCCACGGCGACCCCGCCGGGGUACGGAGGGAGGUCAGAGGUGAAGGGUCAGGGGGUGGGGCCUGGAGUGAACCACUCUGGGGAGGGAGGGAGGGGAGGUGGGAAUGACUGUGUCCUGCUCAGGACACGUGUUUGAGCAGAGAAACUGCCCGCCCCCCCCCUGCCCCGUUCCGUGAACUUUCUGAGGACAAUGAGGUACUGGAAACCUGGCUGCCAUCACCGCGUUUCCCCCCACCCCCCCACCCCCCUCCUCCGCCUCUCUCUGGACAUUUCCAAGUGAACCUGGACACCAGUCGCCUGUGUGUUGUCAUGGCAACAAGGAUUCUAACUGUUGCAACUUACUAUUCCAGCUAUUAUUCUACUUCUACCUUGUAAAUAGGAACCAAAUGAAAAAAACAAAAGCAACAAAAAAGAAACAAAGAUAUGAAAAAUAAUUUCUUGUAUCGCAACAAACCUUCAAAAGAAGAAAAUGUACAGGAGUUUGUGAACUGAAUGAUAUACACUCUCUCACUCUCUCCUUCCUUCUAGGUCUCUCUCUGUCUCUCUCCUCUUUCCUUCUAUUUUUUUCCCUCCUCUGAUCUGCUCAUCUCUAUCGAUAAUUCUCUGCCUCUCUUUUCUUCAUUCCAGUUUUCUCUCUGCUUUGGUUCACCUCGCUCUUUCUCUCACACUCUCUCUAUCUCUCUCUCUUACUUUGCUGUGACCUCUCUCCACUGGGUAAAGAGAGAGUGAAAGAGAACGAAAAGGCAAGAAAGAUUUUGCAUACAAAAUAAAAAUAACAAAAAAAUCUUCCUGGCACAAUUUUUAUGUAAUAUAAUCCAUUACAUGUUGUUAAUGUUUGACCUCUGACAUUCCCAGCAGGAAGGGUAGAGGGAUGGGUACAUAGGGGACUUCGAGCUGCCACAGGGAAGCAUUGCGAGUAGAGGGACGGCAGCCAUGUUGGGAGGGAGUUUGUGUUUGUUGGGAGGAGGGAAACCGCAGAUAUAAAAUUAAUAGAUUGGCUAAGCCCGUAGAGUGUAACGUUUAAAUGGAUGUGAGUCAGUGGUGGCCAUAUUGGACAGAAACCAUUCAUCAAUGAGUCUUUGUUCAUUUCACGUUUCAAAUGUAAAUCUGUGGUAGAUGCUGCUGUGUCAGAGUCAGGUGGCUCUUCACUGUGUCUGCUCCUGCAGAACACCGCAUUGAACCGGUUGAGGCCAGCGCACAACUCGCAGAGCGCCGCAUCCAAUCUAGUAGUUCUAUAUCUAUGUGAGGGAGCUGGAUCUGCAGCUUUCAGCUCAUUGACGCGGGGCGGACAUUUUGUGUUCAGUUUCCUCACAGGGAAAAAAAAAAAGAAGAAAAAAAAAAGCGAACGGGAGACCGUUCUGUUCCGCGAUUUAUAUUUGAUUGACAACAAAAUGGACGAAUGAAGUUUGAGUGCAAGAGCAACAGACACAAUACUGAAACCCCGACUCCUUUAGGGGGGCCCUCGUUAUGCAAACGACUUUAGAUUUAAAAAAAAAAAAACAACAAAAAAAAAACACAUGGACUGACAGCAGAUAUGGGGGAGAACUCAUCCCCCCCACCCCCCACCACCCCCCGAAACUGGUCCUUAUUUUAACUGUGUGGGAGAACACGCCAGAGUCCGUUUUUAUCACUGUCUGUUUACUCAUUUAUUUAUUCAAAUAAAUAAUUCAAAUAUUUA